This is a messenger RNA of Uloborus diversus, 1421 nucleotides long. Its product is annotated as protein phosphatase 1 regulatory subunit 37-like. Gene Ontology annotation, biological process: nucleocytoplasmic transport; activation of GTPase activity. The transcript is spliced from 9 exons. Bases 1 to 1317 code for a protein of 438 amino acids. Gene Ontology annotation, molecular function: GTPase activator activity; small GTPase binding. Gene Ontology annotation, cellular component: nucleus; perinuclear region of cytoplasm; cytosol. NCBI's taxonomy places the organism in Eukaryota, Metazoa, Arthropoda, Arachnida, Araneae, Uloboridae. The record is from RefSeq and is a predicted model, not a curated record.
AUGGCUGCACUGGGCUUAGAUCUGGAGUGUACGAUCAUCGAACGUUCUGCCUCUGCUCCCCCCUCCCCCAACGAGAGAUCGUCUGCGUCCACCCUCAGAGACCUCGGGGGUCACGUAGGGGGGAGGAGGGUCACUUUCCCCGAUGACGAUACCUUGGUCACUGGUUACUUCGAGGCUCCUGACCCUUGGAGCGAAGGUCAGAUUUUAUCUACUGACUUGGGAGUGUGCCACCUGGUGGAUGGCCUGUGUCAACAGGCUUCCGCAGAAGGGGGCCUGAGGAGCCUGGGCCUGCGGGACAACGGCCUAACGAAAUCGGGAAUGGCCCACAUCAGUCGAGCCCUGUUGGUGUGCGAUUCGUUGUGUGAUCUGGACCUCUCCUGCAACGAUGUGGGGGAUGAAGGGUUGCAGCAGCUGAAGCAGGGGCUUCUCUCCAACCACACCCUCAACUCCCUCUGCUUCAGGAACACCAAGGUCACCUGCGAAGGUGCGGUGGCCCUGGCGGAGUGCAUCGCGGACCACCGCCACAUCGCCCACCUGGACCUGCGGGAGAAUGCGAUCGGACUGGCCGGACUGAUGGCCCUCUCCCUCUCCCUGGGGCACAACCGGAGCCUCUCGGCCCUGGACCUGGACGAGGUGCCGCCCGACCAAGAGGACGAAGAGGAGGCCGAGCAGCGGCGCAAACUGGCGCAGGAGAUCGCGGAGCUGUGCCGGCGCAACCGGGGAGAGGAGGAGGACGUGCCGGUGGUGAGGAGCGAAGCCGAGCUCACCUCGCUCAUCAUAGAGAAGACUCAACCCAGACCGACCACACAGGUUUCUGGCAGAAAUCGCUUCAGGGUGCAGAGGGUGUUCCUGGAUGGGGAUGGGGGGGAGGAAGAAUCCCCCGUCUUCUCCCUGGAAGAGGAGGAUGCGGAAGAAGAGAGAGAGGAGUCCUCCAAGAGGUACAUCCGGCACCAGGACUCCAUCGCGGUCCACAUGCAGAAGGUCCGGAGCUCCAGGUCCGAAUGCCGCAAGAUCUCGGACUCCGGGGAAGAGGAAGGAGAGGAUAGGAAUCCCGAGGAGCGUCAGAAGAAGCUGACCUUCGUUCUCCCCGACGGGGGGGAUGAAGGGGGCUGCUGGGGGCGCGCGGACCGGCGCAUGAGCACCCCCGCCCUGGCCUCCCAGAGGGGGGCCGGGGGGCAGCAGAGGAGGAGGCUUCUCAGCCUCAAGCUGGGGAGGCAGCUGGAGGGGCUGGACCUGAGGAGCUCGGUGCCCCUCUCCCCCACUCGCCUCAGGGAGGGACUCGUGUUCCCCGAACCCUUCGACAACAAGGUCCAGUGAGCGACUGCCAUCUUCACCUCGCCUACUCACCGAACGUCUUCCCGGGUCCGGAAGUCCGGCCCGGAGGUCGAGGAAGGUCGUCCAGCCCGGAGAGUCCGAAUCCC